This is a messenger RNA of Penicillium verrucosum, 672 nucleotides long. RefSeq names its product RING-H2 finger protein. Gene Ontology annotation, biological process: protein ubiquitination. Gene Ontology annotation, molecular function: ubiquitin protein ligase activity. The transcript is spliced from 3 exons. NCBI's taxonomy places the organism in Eukaryota, Fungi, Ascomycota, Eurotiomycetes, Eurotiales, Aspergillaceae. The coding region runs from base 1 to 672 and encodes 223 amino acids. The record is from RefSeq and is a predicted model, not a curated record.
AUGCAGCCGACGGCGGAGACUUUGGAAGAGCCGAUGACAUUGAACACUGCUCGUCAGCGACGCCGAAGCGAUUCCGAGUAUGCUCGUCAUCGAGCUCUCGGCUCUGGUGCUGUGCGACGUAAUGGCAUGGUUGAGCCCGACCAGCCCCCACCAAGCGGAGGUCGCAGUUGGUUAAUCUAUGUUGUUGGAACCAACCUCUCUGAAAAUCACCCGGCUUUAACGACACCAAGCCUUUUCACCGAUAACCCAACUUACGAGGACAUGAUCCUGCUUUCAUCACUGCUGGGUCCAGCCAAACCUCCUGUCGCCUCUCAAACCGACGUCAACUCCGCCGGCGGACUAUUCCGUCUUGUUGAGUAUGCAGGUUCAUUGGUCGCCGAAGCUGUGGAAGGCGCUGGUGCCAUUCAAAUCCAAGACGGGGAGCGCUGUUUGAUCUGCUUGAGCGAUUAUGAGGUGGCCGAAGAAGUUCGAGAGCUGGGUAAAUGCAAACAUGUCUUCCACAAGGACUGCAUAGACCAGUGGUUAACCACCGGUAGAAACUCUUGUCCUCUGUGCCGAGGCCAAGGCGUCAAUGAAACCCCCAGCACCGACUCCAACACCGAUAACCCGGCUUCCAAUCCUGCUCCUCCUGCACCAGCUCCUCCAGCUGCUCCAGAUGGCACAGCCGUCUGA